Messenger RNA from Colletotrichum acutatum, 870 nucleotides. Its product is annotated as RWD domain-containing protein. Gene Ontology annotation, cellular component: cytoplasm. Lineage: Eukaryota; Fungi; Ascomycota; Sordariomycetes; Glomerellales; Glomerellaceae. The transcript has a single exon. The coding region runs from base 1 to 870 and encodes 289 amino acids. Gene Ontology annotation, biological process: GCN2-mediated signaling; regulation of translational initiation. The record is from RefSeq and is a predicted model, not a curated record. Gene Ontology annotation, molecular function: protein binding.
AUGUCAGAUGAUCUCAGAGACGAGAUAGAAGCCCUCAACUCAAUCUACGGAGACGACACCCUCCGCCACACACCACCAGACAACUAUGUUCUCACGCUUCCCGGCGGCCCGGGUGCCUCCUCGCUCACCCUGCGCUUCGCCGACUCGUACCCGGACGUGCCGCCAGAGAUCCUCGGCACCCACAGCGCGGGCGAGAACGCGCCCCGCGGCGCGGGCGCCCGCGACCUGCUCCUAUUUCGCGAGGCCGUCGCCGCCGUCUACCAGCCGGGCGCUGUCUGCCUCUUUGACGCCGUGGAGGAGUUCUCCCGACGCGUGGAGGAAGUUUCAGAAGCUGAGCCGUCAGGACCACCCACCAAAUCACACUCUCCACCGCCGUCGACAUUGACGACACGGCUUGAUGAAGAGCACGGGAACCAAGAAGCUGACUCUCUGCCUUCCUACAUGCUAGAGGAACCCCCCUGGAUCAUCUCCGACCCCUUCGUCGAACUCAAAUCCGUCUUCCUCGCGCGCGCCGCGGCCGUAACCUCCCCCGAGCAGGCCGCGUCGUACGUCCAGCACCUCAUCGCGACGGACAAAAAGGUGCGCAGCGCAAGUCACAACAUGACGGCGUGGCGGAUCCGCGGGCCCAACGGCACGAGCUUCCAAGACUGCGACGACGACGGUGAGACGGCGGCGGGCGGAAGGCUGCUGCAUUUGAUGCAGCUCAUGGACCUGUGGGACGUCAUGGUCGUCGUAACGAGGUGGUACGGCGGGCAGAAGCUGGGGCCGAGGCGGUUCGCGCUGAUUAAUAGUACGGCGAGGGAUGCGUUUGUCAAGGCUGGGUGGGCGGAGGAGGCGGGGCAGGGGAAGAAGAAGGGGCAUGGCAAGUGA